Colletotrichum truncatum is the source of this 975-nucleotide messenger RNA. RefSeq lists its product as uncharacterized. NCBI's taxonomy places the organism in Eukaryota, Fungi, Ascomycota, Sordariomycetes, Glomerellales, Glomerellaceae. The record is from RefSeq and is a predicted model, not a curated record.
AUGCUUUCGUUCAGUGUGGGUAAUUCGGGCCUAAAGGUGUCUCAAAUUAUCUUAGGUUGUAUGAGGUUCGGCGAUAAGAACUGGCAGCCGUGGCUUCUCGACAAAGACGAAGCUCUCCCUGUGUUAAAAUACGCUUUUGACAAAGGCAUCAACACAUGGGAUGUUGCCGACACAUACUCCAAUGGCCGUUCUGAGGUAAUCAUAGGAGCUGCUGUCACGAAAUACAAAAUCCCGCGAUCGAGGCUGGUCAUCAUGACUAAAUGUUUUCAGUUUGUCGACGACGAAAAGGGGCCCAUCGACCCUGCCAACCUUACAUGCAACAAAGGCCCUCGGGUGAACCAGGUCGGACUGUCUCGGAAGCACAUUCUUGAUGCAGUGUAUCGCAGUGUUGGGCGGCUUGGAACGUAUAUUGAUGUUCUUCAAAUCCACCGAAUGGACCGUGACGUGCCCCCGGAGGAAAUGAUGAAGGCGCUCAAUGAUGUUGUUGAAAGUGGAAAGGUCCGAUACCUUGGUGCCAGCUCAAACGGCUGGCACCAGUUCAUCUCCAAGCAGUGCCUUUACAAUCUUCUUUAUCGCGAGGAAGAACGAGAGAUGAACCCGUAUUGCAACGCCACCAACGUUGGCUUGUUCCCGUGGUCUCCGCUCGCCGCUGGCGUCCUCGCGCACCCCUGGACCGAUCGCACUGACCCACGAGAGCAGAAAGAUCCCUUUCUACAACUUCUAUUCCGCGGCUCAAACAACGGCGCCGAUAAGUCGAUCGUUGAAAGAGUUGAACAGCUGGCAGCCAAGAAGGGUCUAUCCAUGGCUCAGAUUGCCCAGGCUUGGUUGCUUUUCAAGGGUUGCGUACCCAUUUGCGAGUUAGAGACACGUGAAAGAAUUGAUCAAGCUGUUAUGGCUUCUGAAAUUGAGUUAAGUGUCCAGGAGGUGGAGUACCUUGAGGAGUUGUAUGUUCCGAAGUUGGCCUUUCCUUUCUAG